This is a messenger RNA of Sardina pilchardus (European sardine), 1742 nucleotides long. RefSeq lists its product as uncharacterized. Bases 160 to 1602 code for a protein of 480 amino acids. The record is from RefSeq and is a predicted model, not a curated record. Lineage: Eukaryota; Metazoa; Chordata; Actinopteri; Clupeiformes; Clupeidae. The transcript has 6 exons.
GGAACAUUUCUUGGAGUACGGUGUCUCGCCUACCACGUUACCUCGAGACUUUUGGGCGGAUUUAAACAAUCUUUCAAGGACAAAAAUACCACAUUCACUGAUUUCAGUUGGCAAUAGGAAACGUUGGAUGGGAUUAUCUUGGUGUGAUCUGUUGGGAACAUGGAUCUACCGUUGCCCUCCAGUUGUGCUGACACCCCCCCAGUUGAUCCGAGCGUGGUUGUGAAGGAAGAAGACCUCAGUGAUGAGGAACAUGGUUACAUGAUCCCAUUUCAAGAUGAUUACUGUACAGAGUCCAACAUUAGUUACAGUGAAACUCAACAGACAACAGCAGAGGAACAUGGUUACAUGAUUUCAUUUCAAGAUGAUGAUGAACUUUUUGCAGAGCUUUACUGUAGAACUGAAACGGAUGUGACAGAGCCCAACGUUACUUACAGUGAAACUCGACAGACAACCGCAGAGAAUGAUGUGGAGAAAGAAGAGUUUGGCCCGUGUGUGAUGGUGAAAGUUGAAGAUAUAAAAGAGGAGGAAUAUGAUCACAUGAUUCCAUGUCCAGAUGAAGAAGAAAAGCCGUUUGCAGAGCUUCACUGUAGAACUGAAACAGACGUCACAGAGUCCAAUGACACCUGCAGUGAAACGCAGACAAAUUUGGAGAAGAACGAGAAGAAAGAAGAGGAUGUAACAUAUUAUCUUCUGGGAAACCCCGUGUCUCUGGCCCAGAUGAAGAGGGUAUCAGUGGUGCUGGUGGACUGCUGCAGACCACAAGGACGACGAGUGAAGAAGGAGGAGGAGAUGCAGACGCAGACCAACGGAGAUGCAGAACAACCCGAGACCAGUGCGACACGGCAGACUGCAGUCAAACGUCCGCCAGCGUCACCUUUGCAGCAAGGUACAGCAAAGCGCCACAUCAAAAAAGUUGCAGCCGUUUCCAACAGGCUGCUGUGUGACGAGGAGGACUGGACGCCUAACAUGGAAAGCCGUCUCGCCGCGAGGAGAGCGGAUCUUACCGCGGAACGCGCUCGAGUUUCCCAGCUGCUCGCUGAGAACGCACUGUUGAAGGCUGACCUGUCAGCCAGCAGAGCGGAGACAGUCAACCUCCGACAAGAGAUGCAGCACCUGAGCGAGACCAGUCUGAUGGAACUGCUCGUGCCGGAGAUGAAAGCCGAGAAACCGAUCCGCGGAUGUGCCGUAACACCAGCGCCAGAAUUGGACUCUUCAGCGUUGUCGGAUUGUCGGAGGUCUCCGUCGGCCCUUUCCUCUUUCAUGGACAGCAUCCAUGUGCCUCAUCAGUGGGCAGACGUCAGCUUGCGUGCUUUCGGACCAAAAGACCACGUUAGACUCCACCAGCAGAGCUUCGGCCAAGUGGGCAGGUACGGAUGCCUGCUCUUCAGGCACGUCAUCUCGGAGGAGAACUACCAGGCGUGGAGCAAGACCACAAACUGGGACGGUUCCAGAGGCAAGCGAGCGCUGCCUCAAAACGUGAAGAGCUUUGUGAUCUCCACACUGAAGAAACAGUUUCCUGACAUGGACAGGGGGAAACUGAAAGAGAGUGUAGACAAGAUCAACGAAUUCUUGCGUACAACACGCAAGAAUUCCCAAGUCUAGCAAUACAAUACAAUACAGUUCAUUAUUUUAAUAAAAAAAACUAUCUUUCUGACUUUAGACCUGUUAUUGAAAAUGUAAGGAGUAGAAAGCACUAAUACAGUAUGUGUGUUAAAAAGUAGCAUAUCUGACGUUAUUAAAGU